Molecule: messenger RNA, 5615 nt
Organism: Gadus chalcogrammus (walleye pollock)
Lineage: Eukaryota; Metazoa; Chordata; Actinopteri; Gadiformes; Gadidae
Gene: fam20cb
Product: FAM20C golgi associated secretory pathway kinase b
Exons: 11
Coding region: 894-2600 (568 amino acids)
Biological process (GO): protein phosphorylation
Cellular component (GO): Golgi apparatus
Molecular function (GO): protein serine/threonine kinase activity
Source: RefSeq, a predicted model, not a curated record
CACAUACGCGCGCUACAUAGAAGCGGCUUUUUCCCUCAUACGCCAUCCCUACCGCUGUUCAUCGGGACCAUAUAUAUAUAAAGCAUUUGCUGAAGAACAACAACCUGCACCUGUGCUAUAACUAUAUAGAUCUGUGCUGUUAGGGACCCGUGGACAUUUAAUGUACUGGGGGAAAGGGAUAUCUGGAUCGGUUUGCCGUGGAUGAGUCAGGCUGUUUCCCGGGACUUUCCUCAGAGAACAGUGUGUAUCUGACAGUAGUUGAACUGCCCCCGCGGUAGAUAGGUUAGGUGUGAACCAGCGUCUCGUCUCGCACCGUGCGGUUCACGGUAUACCGGGCAGCGGGAGUAAAGGUUGGGGCAGCACAGCCCCUCACUGAUGCGCACUCUCAGACAGACCCGUGCAUACUGUGGACGUAUGGGGCUCUUUUUUUAAGAAUAAUCAUUGAAGAUCUUCGCGUCGACUGUUCCUCUGCAACGUACCUGACACCUGUACAGCGAUAGAGAAAAUAUCGAGAGGGGGAGAGAGAGAAUGUGGCUGGAGCAAACCGGUCGCUCUCUCCAAACAAUCGGACCGGUUCUACCUGGACGCAUGCGGAUGAUUUCGCGAUUCUGAAAACUCUUUGCCGUGACAGCGGCACAGAAGAACCACGCAAGAGGGGUUGGUGGGUGGUGGGCGGGUGAGAGGUCGUAAAUGUGGAAAAGAAAGCAACCCAAACCUGAACACUGCAUCCUUUAGUCAAGACGGCAAGAAGUGACGAUGGAUACUACUUAUUCAACGUUUAUCUCGUCCGGUUGGCGUCAAGUGUCGUGAACAUCAUAAGCGAUGUAGUCAGCUUGUUCAUAUGCGUGCUCAUCAUUUGCAGUAAAUACUCGAAUUCGCUCAAAAGGGAGACUAUGAAAAUGAUCCUCCUGCGUAAAUUCCGCGUUCUGAUCCUCAUGGUGUUCCUGGUGGCGUGUUCGAUGCACAUCAUGAUCGACCUGCUGCCGAAGCUGGAGAGACGCGGGAACAGCGGCUGCUCCUGUUCGCACACGCCGAGCGAGGAGCCCGGAGACUGGGCGCAGAAGCAGCUGCAGCCGCUGCAGCAGCAGCAGCAGGGCUGGCCUAACAAGCACACGCUGCGGAUACUUCAGGACUUCAGCAACGAGCCCAACUCCAACGUGUCCUCCAACUCCCUCGAAAAGAAUCAGUUCCCUCCGGUGGGUCAUAAUCAAAACGAGCGGUCGUCUCGCCAGCCCGAGCAUCAAGCUGCCCAGCGCGGUGACCCGAAGAGACACUCGCCGCCCGACGUGGUCGAACAGCAGGGGGUCAAGGCUUUGGUGAGACUGGCGGCCCUCUAUGAACACCCGUUAUUUAAAACAACAUUACCUGCCCUGACGGACGAGGACACGCUGUUCAACGUCAACACCGACAUCCGGUUUGACCCCAAAGCCGCAGAGGACCAGGAAUGGCAUGUGGAUGGAGACGCGGAGGCUUUCAGUCCAACAGGGGCCCUCACAGCCGACUCCUACCCCAACUGGCUGAGAUUCCACAUCGGGAUCAAUCGAUACGAGCUGUACUCACGACACGACCCCGUCAUCGAUGGACUGCUGAAGGACCUGGACGCCCAGAAGAUCACCAGCGUGGCCAUGAAGUCCGGGGGCACCCAGCUGAAGCUGAUCAUGACCUUCCAGAACUACGGACAGGCCCUGUUCAAACCCAUGAAACAGACCCGGGAUCAGGAGACACCGCCAGACUUUUUCUACUUCUCGGACUUCGAGCGACACAACGCUGAGAUCGCCGCCUUUCACCUGGACAGGAUCCUGGACUUCCGGCGGGUUCCCCCGGUGGCGGGCAGGCUGGUCAACAUGACCAAGGAGAUCAAGGACAUCACCAAGGACAAGAAGCUGUGGAGGACCUUCUUCAUCUCCCCAGCCAACAACAUCUGCUUCUACGGGGAGUGCUCCUACUACUGCUCCACGGAGCACGCUCUGUGCGGGAAGCCUGACCAGAUAGAGGGCUCCCUGGCUGCCUUCCUGCCCGACCUGGCCCUGGCCAAGAGGAAGACCUGGAGGAACCCCUGGAGGAGGUCCUACCACAAGCGCAAGAAGGCUGAGUGGGAGGUGGACCCAGACUACUGUGAGGAGGUGAAACAGACGCCCCCGUACGACAGCGGGACGCGGCUGCUGGACAUCAUGGACAUGACCGUGUUCGACUUCCUCAUGGGAAACAUGGACCGCCACCAUUACGAGACGUUUGAGAAGUUUGGAAACGAGACCUUCAUCAUCCACCUGGACAACGGCAGAGGGUUUGGAAAGCAUUCUCACGAUGAGGUCUCGAUCCUGGUGCCAUUGAGCCAGUGCUGCAGGGUGAAGAAGUCCACCCACCUGCGUCUGCAGCUGCUGGCCAAGCAGGAGUACCUGCUGUCCUCCAUGAUGGCCCAGUCCCUGCUGCGAGACCACCUCGCCCCCAUCCUCAUCCAGCCCCACCUGGACGCCAUGGACCGCCGCCUCCGCCAGGUGCUGACCGUGCUGGCCGACUGCAUCGAGAAGGAGGGCUACAGCAACGUGGUGGCGGACGACCUCCAGGGGGAGCCAGCGCACACAUCCCCCAGACAGAGGUAGCUGGCCGGGGAGGCGCAUGCUAGAAGGACCUGAAACCUCCUGGAGAUAUGGGACCCGGAAUAGACUUUUGAUUUCCUCCUCUGGUCGCCGUCUGCUGAUCUGAGACGGCUGUGGCUGUGAAACUGACCACACAGUGGAUGGCACACGUUCGGCUAUUUUAAACUCACGGGGAUGGCUGCCCCAAGGAACCCAAGGCGUUGUUCUUCUGGGAGAGAGAGAGAGAGAGAGAGAGAGAGAGAGAGAGAGAGAGAGAGAGAGAGAGAGAGAGAGACAUAGAGAGAGACAGAAAGAGAGACAGCCUCUCUGAUACAAAAACACAAAGUGUAAAGACUUGAUGAACAAGAAGCUGGUGUUCGGAAUGAGUUGACUGGAUUAUACACAGCAUCGGACCCUACCGCAUCACCUUAAAGAAACCCCUCCCCUACUCUGAUGCUAGCAUCGCAGGCUAGCAUAGCAGGCUAGUGUAGCAGGCUAGCUAUUGCCACCUGCCCCCAUACAGCAGCGCUACCAAACAGUGAAAGAAUGAACGAUUCUUGGGAGGUUACCCUUUUCUCCUUGUCUGGAUAAGGACCUGUUAGAAUUCAAUGAAUUUGAAGGAGAAAACACACACACACACACACACACACACACACACACACACACACACACACACACACACACACACACACACACACACACACACUGAACACUACAAAACACUCAGCCCCCUGAAACUGAAAUAAGUGUUUAAUGUGUUGUUGUACGGCCAGAAGUGUUUGAAGUUGGAUGAUAAUAUUAAGGGGAAAAUGACAUUGGUUAAAAUAUAUUGUGUUGAUUUAUUGCCUUUUUUUUUUGCACAAGAUUAUUUUUAUUAUCAAGUUACUUAGCCUACUUGUUACUUACUUAUUUUCUUUGGCAGUUGGGAUAUACAUAUUUGAUGGGAGUGCCGGUUUACUCCUGGAUCGUUAAAGUUUCAUUUUCCUGUCAAAUGAUCACUGCCCUUUGAAGAUUAUUUAUUGUAGUUUAUAUUUAUUAUUUAAAAUUAGCGAUACAAAACGUCAAUCAUCUAUUUGUUGUUUUGGGAUUGAAUGGGUGAAUUGGGAAACUAAUGUUUAGCAGAGGGCGGAAAAGACAUGUAUGGAGCCAUACAGUACAUCUAGCUGUACUACUGAAGUUGACAACCUUUCUUGAAAUUGUCCCCACUUGCAUCAAAGAUUGUGGGUUUUGCUGUUUCCAAAUCACAUUUACAUUUUAGCCGGGAAAAAAGUACCCAACGCAUAUCUGUUAUUCUAAUUAAACUGACAUCCCAUUGCUUGCCAAACUGUUUACAUCAGUUGUGUUUACAACAUUUUAGUUGUUUUUAAUGUUAUUUCAUUACUAUUACAUUACAUUCCAGGUUAUAUGGAAAGUUAGAUCAACACGAUUGUGGUACCAAAAGGCCAAAUGAACAUUUUGUUUAUAAUUUUAGAUAUUUUUUGUUUUCGUUUUUUGGGGAGAAUAUUUGUUAAUUUUAUAAAAGUAUGUUUGGUGUCCAAAUGUUGGUGUUAUGGAGAGAUAAAAAAAACGGGGAUAAAUAUUGAUGCUUUCUUACUGACAGAUUAUGGGAUAAAACCCAAAUCAGUGGAAGAUUUCGUUGGGUGAAAGUUAAUAUAUACAGUAGGAAAAUCUAGUGCCUGUGCAAUGAUAGAAAUACUUGAAUGUGUGGUUUAUUGAACAAAGGGUUUUGAGGAUGUCACAAGACAUAGUCCCAGAGGUCUACCUAUAUAGCUAUGUGUACGCUGAUACCAUUUAUUCCAUACAUAAGUUUCCAUGGUUCCCGUGUUGGUAUGGUGUGUGUGUGUGUGUGUGUGUGUGUGUGUGUGUGUGUGUGUGUGUGUGUGUGUGUGUGUGUGUGUGUGUGUGUGUGUGUGUGUGUGUGUGUGUGUGUGUGUGUGUGUGUGUGUGUGUGUGUGUUUGUUGCUCUGUGUGUGUGUGUGUGUGUGUGUGUGUUGCUCUGUGUGUGUGUGUGUGUGUGUGUGUGUGUGUGUGUGUGUAUUUGUGUGCGCGCAUGGGUGCCUGUGUGUGUGAGAGAGAGAGGAAGAGAGAGACUAUGGAUGAAAAGCUUCUGUUGUUUUUUUAAUUGAACUCACUGUCUGUGGCGUUUCUUUGCAUCAUGGUAGAAGUGCAAUAAAACGAAAUGUACAGAACAGUCUGAAUUACGCGUCAACUUCCUAUUAAGAAUGUAUUGGUAUUGGAGAUUAAGAAUGGGGUCAAAGCAUUUUGCGCAAUGCAGUGAUAUCAAGCCUUAUGACCUGUUCUACAGCCUCAUCAUCCUGUUCUUCUUGUCUGUCAAUUCAAGCCCCCAAAAACCACAACAUUCAAAUAUAAUGAAUUUAAAUGUUAGUUUUUAACUUUGGGUUGUUUGAUUUAAUCAGCAUUUGUAUGUGUUUAUCCAUGUCUUUUUUCCAGAGAGUAUUAAGCUUCUCGGACACCGACCUGAAGUAUAACGCCACGGUGUGUGCCUACAACAACGCUCACCGCAGAACGACGCGAGACCACUCAAAUGUUUCUCACUUGGUUCGUAACCAUGGAGAUAACUCGUAGGUGUUAUCCCCCUCUGAAUCCUUAAAGAAUUUUGUUGGAAUUCUGAAAAGUUUUCGAAUUCGGGCUGAUGGGGGUUCACAUCUUUAAUAGUAGAAACAAAAAGAAGAAAAAAUACAACACGACACAAUCAAUUUUGGCAUCAGCUGAUAGGACAGUAGGCCUACUGCUAUAGUGGCAAAUAUUUCAACUGGAAUAUUUGAUAAUAAAUAACUAUAGGCCUAUAUUGCUUUUGGGAGCCUACACUUUGUUAUAACCAAUUGUAUUAUUGUAUCAAAAGCGUCUUUGUUUUACAUUGGAAGGAUGUUGCAAAAGUCCACAGUGCCCACACAAACGCCCCCUCAGCCUGGCUAUUGUACAUAAAGAUGUUUACAGUUCCCACUGUACCGUUGUGUUUUGAUAACCUUUCCCUGGGCGAUAGCUCACAGCCCCCGGAAAAGCCAUCGCUUGGUUUAC